AUGGCCAAAACCACCGUCACCGAGUUGAUUAAGCAACUCUAUGAAAAAGUUGAGUAUUUAAGCUUGAAUCCGUCUGGAGAUGCCAUUGAGGAGCACCGACAAAUUGAUGCACUGCUUUGUGAACUGAUUGAAGCCGAAAAGGUUUCAACAUCCACGUCGAUUGAUUUGCCAAACCGCCAGGAGAAAUGGCCUCAAUUUGUGCGCUGGUGCAGUGAUCAGGGUGUUCCAAUGGAUCAGAUUGAAGUGAAGAAGGUGAGCGCUGAUGGCGAAUGCGGUCUCUUUGCUCUGCAACCAUUCACCCGCAAUGAUGAAGUGCUCAGAGUGCCCAGGAAGAUGUUCCUCUCUCGUGAAACGGUGCCGAAUAAUCCGAGUUUGAAAAGUAAGUGGAAUUUGAUGUGCUCACAGAUUGUGCCGAAUCUAACGCUCAACCUCGUCUCGUCACCUUUCUGCUGCACAGACUUCCUCAUCAAAGAUCCGCUCAUCUCUCAAAUGCCCAAUCUGGAGUUGACCAUUCUCCUGCUCAGCGAGUACCUGAAGGGUGAAUCCUCCUUCUGGUGGCCGUACCUGUCGACACUGCCCCGCUCCUACAGCACCGUACUGUACCUCAGUCACGAGGAGCUGCUGCAGCUGAGCGGCAGUCCACUGCUCGAGGAGGUGGUCAAGAUUAAGCGCAGUGUCGCCCGACAGUACGCCUACCUCGCCAUGAAGGUUGAAAGGGCAGCGCAGUUUUGCACCGACUUCGAUCCCUCUUCGGCGACUCUAGUCUUCUACUCAAUGGCCGACCUGCAGGCAGGCGAUGAGAUCUUCAACUACUACGGCGAUCGCACCAAUGGCGACUUCUUCCUUAACAAUGGCUUUGUUUACGCUGACCAUAAGAAGGACGCAGUACGCAUUAAGCUGGGCUUCAGCAGCGGUGAUAUACUGUACCCCCUGAAGGAUGCUCUGGCCAAUAAUAUCAAUCUGCUCACCACCGAAAACGGUGCCCAGUUUAAGCUGGCUCACCGGUCAUCACCGCUCAAUCCACAGCUGCUGGCAUUUGUGCGCAUCUUUCACCUCGACAAAGACCAACUUGAACAUUGGCUGACCCUUAACGAAAAAGAGGUCUUUUACGAUGCUCAGUGUGAGCAGUUGCAGUUUCUCGACGACAAGGUGGCGACCUUCCUCAAAAUACGCUGCACUCUGCUGCUGCGAAAGUACCCAGCAAUACCGGCGGGCGCCUUCCUGAACCCAAACGUGGAAAAGAUAAUCGCCUGUGAGAAGGCCAUCCUCUCCAGUUAUACUUAA
Molecule: messenger RNA, 1284 nt
Organism: Rhagoletis zephyria (snowberry fruit fly)
Lineage: Eukaryota; Metazoa; Arthropoda; Insecta; Diptera; Tephritidae
Source: RefSeq, a predicted model, not a curated record